AUGGAGAAUCCUGAUUUUAUAUUAUUCACUGACAGUUCAUAUCUUCGAGGACCGCAUGGAAAGUACCAGCCUGGUUAUGCUGUCAUUCCUCCAAUGUCAAUCCUUGAAAAUGGUCCCUUACACAACACCUAUUCUGCCCAACAGGCUGAAUUAAUAGCACUAACAAGAGCCUGCCAGUUGGCAAAAGAGAAGUCCACUAACAUUUAUACUGACAGCCGCUAUGCUUUUGGGGUAACUCAUGACUUUGGCAUGCUUUGGAAACAAAGGGGAUUUUUAACAUCCUCAGGACAGCGUGUUAAAAGUGGGAGACAAGUUGCAGAAUUAUUGGAUGCAAUUUUGCUACCAUGUGCAUUAGCUAUUAUUAAGAUAUCAGGUCAUUCAAAGGCUGACACCACAGAAGCAAAAGGAAACUCAUUAGCUGAUCAGGCCGCCAAAGACAGCAGCUCUGCAAAAAAUAAAACGGUCAACUAA
Globicephala melas (long-finned pilot whale) is the source of this 471-nucleotide messenger RNA. The record is from RefSeq and is a predicted model, not a curated record. Lineage: Eukaryota; Metazoa; Chordata; Mammalia; Artiodactyla; Delphinidae.